Messenger RNA from Gavia stellata (red-throated loon), 616 nucleotides. It is a transcript of the gene ATP5MC2, whose product is annotated as ATP synthase membrane subunit c locus 2. Gene Ontology annotation, molecular function: proton transmembrane transporter activity. The record is from RefSeq and is a predicted model, not a curated record. Lineage: Eukaryota; Metazoa; Chordata; Aves; Gaviiformes; Gaviidae. Gene Ontology annotation, biological process: proton transmembrane transport; proton motive force-driven ATP synthesis. Bases 69 to 461 code for a protein of 130 amino acids. The transcript has 5 exons.
GCCUCCGCGACCUGCCCGUUGCCGGUACGCCAGCCGUGUCCUGCACGUGUGUCACUCCGUCCCUCACCAUGUACGCCUGUGCAAAGUUCGUCUCCGCUCCUGCGCUAGUGAGGAGGAGCUCGCGAGUGCUGUGCCAGCCCCUCUCUGCCUCUGUGCUGAGCAGUCCCGAGGCCCGGAUGGAGCAGGCGCGACCGGGUGCCCACCGGACCAUCCAGACGAGCGCAGCCCACCGGGACAUCGACACCGCCGCCAAGUUCAUUGGCGCUGGCGCUGCCACCGUGGGGGUGGCUGGCUCUGGCGCUGGCAUCGGCACUGUCUUCGGCAGCCUCAUCAUCGGCUACGCCAGGAACCCCUCGCUUAAACAGCAGCUUUUCUCCUACGCCAUCUUGGGCUUUGCCCUCUCCGAGGCCAUGGGGCUCUUCUGCCUCAUGGUGGCCUUCCUCAUCCUCUUCGCCAUGUGACAGAGCCGGUGACAGUGACAGUGACGGAGCCGGCGCCCCAGUGUGCCUGGUCCCCUGCCCAGCGGUGGAUGCCGGCUGCAGGGCAGGGGAGAGCCCCAACCCCAACCCUGGCCCCGCCAUGGGCGGGAGGGGAAUAAAGACGGUUUGAUAACGGG